Sesamum indicum (sesame) is the source of this 1884-nucleotide messenger RNA. RefSeq names its product scarecrow-like protein 15. Lineage: Eukaryota; Viridiplantae; Streptophyta; Magnoliopsida; Lamiales; Pedaliaceae. The record is from RefSeq and is a predicted model, not a curated record.
GCAAAGAUAAAAAGGCAACAAUCAUCACCCCACAAAAGCCCCCGGCUUCCAGCUUUCAGCUUCAGCUUAAUCCAACUCCACCAAACUUAUAUUACACCAUUCAAGAUUUAUAAGAAAGAAAUACAUCCCUUUAACUGCCUUUGCUUUUCUCUCAUCUUUCUUCCACACUUUCCCUUUAAUUUCUUCAAGAAAUGAAAGUACCCUUUCCUGCUGCAAACAAUCACGCCACCUCGAGAACCGCGUUGAGUUCUACCCCGACCACAACUCUUCCGGCGGUCUCCUCCGCCACCACCACCACCACCGCCGCUAGCUCCCCCUACGAGCCCAAAUCUGUUCUUGAGCUCCGAUCCAGCCCGAGCCCGGUUUCUGAUCAUAAGCCCGCUUCUAAUAAUACUUGUGCUGCUGACAUAUUAUUGGCUGACGAUCCUCUUCAGCUGGAUCAAGAUCAUCAUAUGCUUAUCAACCCACAAGAGUGGGAUUCUUGGAUGAGAGAGUUGGGUUUGCACGACGAUUCCACUACUCCUGUUUCCAAACAACUCACUUCUCACUCUGAUCAAUCGCAUCAGAAUCACUACUCGAAUGAUCUCCUCGAGUUCCCACCUGCAAUUAGCUCCCUUGAUUCAAAUCAUGAUCAGUUUGUACCCGUUGAUUUCGGACUUCUACCUGAUAUCCCCAUAAACCAUAACUCUAAUUCCUUAAAUUCCUUUGAUGCCCUCUCUGUCGACCUGAACAGCAGCAACUGGAACGUCGUCGGAUUUGACUACGUCGACGAAUUAAUCCGACUCGCGGAGUGCUUUGAGACUAACUCACUCCAGCUCGGGCAAGUGAUAUUGGCGCGGCUCAAUCAACGGUUGAGAUCUCCCAUCGGGAAACCCCUCCAGAGAGCUGCUUUCUAUUUCAAGGAAGCUCUUCAGUCUUUACUCACCGGGUCAGCUCGGCUGGCUCACCAGCCCGCUAAUUCUUCUGAGAUCAUUCAAACCAUCAAAGCCCAGAAAACCUUCUCCAACAUCUCUCCAAUUCCGAUGUUUUCCAGCUUCACAGCUAACCAAGCCUUGCUCGAAGCCAUAGACGGCUCCUCGCAUGUCCACAUCGUCGACUUCGACAUCGGCUUCGGCGGCCACUGGGCUUCCUUCAUGAAAGAGCUCGCCGAUAAAGCGGACUUACGAAAAGCCGCGCCGCCGGUGAUCCGAAUAUCAGCCCUCGUUCUGGAGGAGUACGCGGCGGAGUCCAGGCUGAUCAGGGAGAACUUAUCUCAGUUCGCUCGGGAGCUAAAUAUUAGGUUUGAGAUCGACUUUAUUUUGAUACGUACCUUUGAAUAUUUGUCCUUUAAAGCCAUUAAAUUCAUCGACGGUGAAAGAGUAGCAGUUCUUUUAACUCCGGCAAUAUUCCGGCACGUCGAGACCGGGUUCCUAAAUGAUCUCCGGCGAGCCUCUCCGCACGUGGUGGUGCACGUAGACGUCGAAGGGCAGAUGGGGUACGGAGCGCCUUCAUAUCGGCAGGCUGUAAUUGACGGUCUGGAGUUUUACUCCACGCUCUUGGAAUCUAUGGAGGCUGCAACUCGGGAGGCGCUGGUUGCGGCGGGGUUGCGGCAGGUGGGGCUGAGCCAAUUUGCUGACUUUCAGGCAGAGUGUUUACUUAGGAGAGUGCAAGUCAGAGGUUUCCAUGUCGUGAAACGACAGGCGGAGAUGCUGCUCUGCUGGCAUGAUAGGCCGCUAGUGGCGACGUCAGCUUGGAGGUUUUAGAGAAAAAGAUUGAAUCUAUGUCAUGAUGAUCAACUGGAAAUUAGGGUUAGGAAUGAAGUACGUUUAUCCUGACCUGUCUAUGCUUAAUGUGUAGUUUAUUUUGAUGUUUAUUAACUAGAUAAUGAAUUAGCUUUUCGGUUUA